AUGGGUAACAACACGUCUUCGUCCUCCAAACCGACCACGCCGACUACUUCAGCUCCAGGUUCGGCCCACGGUCAUCUUCAUGGCCACGAAUCUCCCCGCCAUCAUCUGCGCAAGGAUGCCCGCAAUAUCAUUACCGGGCACACGCAUCGCUCUGCCGCGCCGCCGGAGCCUUCUAUGGCCCAGGCCCAGGGCUCAACGGUGAUCAAUCGGCCAAAGAGUUUGCCUCCUACGGCGGUGUCUUCUCUUAGCGGCUCUCCACACAGCAACUUUACCGCGGUGCAUAAGACUGCUUCUUCCUCUGAUGCUAAGGCCAUCGCCGAGAAACAAGGUGCUGCAACGCCUGAAUCCAAAUCGCACCAUCGCGACGAACCGACCAAGCCCCUCGACGUCCCUAUGGAGUCUUCUUCUCUACGAUCACAUCAAUCCGCCCACGUCCACGACUCUGCGUUGAUCCCAAACAGCAGUAUUACAGAUAUGUACCUGACUCGACCCCCUCGUCUUCCUCUUCCUAUCGACGAGGAAGUACAUACACCAGGAUCUCCAAUUCUAGCACCAGAGAAUGACCAGGAGGCUGAUGUCGAGCCCAUCGACUCUUUGGAUGGAAUCACUCGCAAGAGUUCUGCCCUCAGCGCUACGACAGUAGAUGAAGAGGACGGUGAGGAGUUGCGGGUCGACAAGACUAGACCUGUUGUCCAGACCAAGCUGGAAUGGCUUAGUGGGGGCGACAAGAUUUAUGUGACUGGAACCAUUUUUCAAUGGAAUCGUAAGCAACGGUUGCAUCCCAUCGAGGGUCGCCCAGGCUGUUUCUCAACGACAGUUUAUGUUCUGCCAGGCACUCAUCAUGUCCGCUUUUUGGUGGAUGGUAUUAUGCAGACAUCUCCCGAUCUACCCACCACUGUAGACUUUGGCAACAACCUCGUCAACUACAUCGAAGUCAGCCCCGAUGAUGCCCACAAGGUUCCUGCACCCCCGGCCGCUUCGCACGCCGAAGUUCAGGCUGCUGCUGCUGCUCAGGCGAUUGAGCAAGCUCAGGGGGGAGUCCCUGGAGGUUCGAAACCACCGCCCCAACCAAAGGGCAAGCCUGUGCCCCCUCCAGAAGCGUAUCGUAGUCAAAUUCCGAAAUACCUUGUCGACUUUGACCAGGCUGAGGAUUCGCAAGCGUACCAAUACGCAGUUAAUGCAAUCGAGAGACUACCGAAUCCCCCUGCUUUGCCAGGCUUCCUAAGCAAGCCGAUACUAAACGCAGCGACUCUUAUGAAGGACGACAAUAGUGUUCUCAACAUGCCAAAUCACACGAUACUGAACCAUCUUGCCACUAGUAGCAUUAAGAACAAUAUUCUUGCUGUUUCUGCUACUACUCGGUACAGGGAUAAGUAUGUAACCACGAUCGUUUACAAACCCACUGCUUCCGACGAAAGUUAA
This is a messenger RNA of Fusarium venenatum, 1422 nucleotides long. Its product is annotated as 5'-AMP-activated protein kinase beta subunit, interation domain-containing protein. The record is from RefSeq and is a predicted model, not a curated record. Gene Ontology annotation, biological process: signal transduction. Lineage: Eukaryota; Fungi; Ascomycota; Sordariomycetes; Hypocreales; Nectriaceae. Gene Ontology annotation, molecular function: protein kinase binding. Gene Ontology annotation, cellular component: cytoplasm; nucleotide-activated protein kinase complex; nucleus.